AUGCAGGGCACAUACCUAAACAGAAUUAAAGCAAUAUACAGCAACCCAAUUGUAAACAUCAAAUUCAUCACUGAUCUACUGGCUAAGAUUAAAACCAUCUCUCUGAAGGGCUGUCUGGCUCAGAUAUUCUUCUCCCAUUUCUUUGGUGUUGUUGAAGUUAUUUUGCUAGUGGUUAUGGCCUAUGACCGCUACGUGGCCAUCUGCAAACCUCUUCAUUACAUGAACAUCAUGAGUCAUCAAGUGUGUCACAUGCUGGUGGCUGGUUCCUGGCUUGGGGGCCUCAUUCACUCCAUAAUCCAGAUCCUCAUCACCAUUCCAUUGCCCUUCUGUGGUCCCAAUCUGAUUGACCACUACUUCUGUGACCUGCAGCCAUUAUUUAAGCUUGCUUGUACUGACACCUUUAUGGAGGGGGUUAUUGUGAUGGCCAACAGUGGUCUAAUCUCUAUAAUCUCUCUCUUCAUCUUGGUGUCUUCCUAUGCUAUCAUCCUAAUCAGUUUAAGGAAGCAUUCUGCAGAGGGGAGACGCAAGGCCCUUUCCACCUGUGCCUCUCACAUCACAGUGGUCAUCCUGUUCUUUGGGCCUGGUGCAUUUAUUUAUAUGAGACCUUCCUCUACCUUCACUGAAGACAAGCUUGUGUCUGUGUUCUACACGGUCAUUACCCCCAUGCUGAACCCCAUUGUCUAUACACUAAGGAAUACAGAAAUGAAAAGUGCUAUACGAAUGUUCUGGAACCAAAAUCAUAAGUGA
This is a messenger RNA of Mastomys coucha (southern multimammate mouse), 747 nucleotides long. Its product is annotated as olfactory receptor 142-like. Bases 1 to 747 code for a protein of 248 amino acids. Gene Ontology annotation, biological process: G protein-coupled receptor signaling pathway. Gene Ontology annotation, cellular component: membrane. The record is from RefSeq and is a predicted model, not a curated record. The transcript has 2 exons. Lineage: Eukaryota; Metazoa; Chordata; Mammalia; Rodentia; Muridae. Gene Ontology annotation, molecular function: olfactory receptor activity; G protein-coupled receptor activity.